AUUCGUUCUCAACGACCACAUUUUACUCCUUUCCGAUCAUCUUCCUCUCUUCCCCUUCUUCCUUUUCUUCUGCAUUCAUUGACGGUAAUCUCUGCAUCGUUAGUUGCACGGUAGCCAUGUGUGGAAUACUAGCUGUGUUGGGUUGCUCCGACGAUUCUCAGGCCAAAAGGGUUCGUGUCCUCGAGCUUUCUCGCAGAUUGAAGCAUCGUGGCCCCGAUUGGAGUGGUCUGUACCAGCACGGUGAUUGUUAUCUGGCGCAUCAACGUCUCGCCAUCAUCGAUCCUGCUUCCGGUGAUCAACCCCUUUUUAACGAAGAUGAAACGAUUGUUGUAACGGUUAACGGCGAGAUUUACAACCACGAGGAUCUCCGGAAAAGCUUGACUGGUCACAAGUUCAAAACCGGCAGUGAUUGUGAUGUUAUUGCGCAUUUAUACGAAGAGCAUGGUGAAAACUUCGUGGAUAUGUUGGACGGAAUGUUUUCGUUCGUGUUACUGGAUACUCGCGAUAACACUUAUAUCGCUGCUCGUGAUGCUAUCGGGAUCACUCCGCUCUACAUUGGUUGGGGACUCGAUGGUUCGGUUUGGAUUUCAUCGGAACUGAAAGGUUUGAACGAUGAUUGCGAGCAUUUUCAGGCGUUUCCUCCCGGCCACUUGUACUCGAGCAAAACUGCCGGUUUCAGGCGGUGGUACAACCCUCCAUGGUUCUCGGAGGCUAUUCCGUCGACCCCAUAUGAUCCGCUCGUUCUAAGGGGCGCGUUUGAAAACGCCGUGAUUAAGAGGUUAAUGACCGAUGUUCCCUUUGGGGUUUUGUUGUCGGGUGGGCUAGAUUCGUCGUUAGUCGCGUCUAUUACGGCUCGUCAUUUAUCCGGUACAAAGGCAGCUAAGCAAUGGGGAGCUCAGCUUCAUUCCUUCUGCGUUGGUCUUGAGGGUUCGCCGGAUCUCAAGGCAGCAAGAGAAGUUGCUGAUUAUUUGGGCACUGUUCAUCAUGAGUUCCACUUCACUGUACAGGAUGGUAUCGAUGCAAUAGAAGAUGUGAUUUACCAUAUCGAAACGUACGACGUGACUACGAUCAGGGCAAGCACACCGAUGUUUCUGAUGUCGCGAAAGAUCAAGUCGCUCGGCGUGAAAAUGGUAAUCUCCGGUGAAGGCUCCGAUGAGAUAUUUGGUGGCUACUUAUACUUCCACAAGGCACCGAACAAGGAAGAGUUCCAUCGCGAAACCUGUCGCAAGAUAAAAGCACUUCACCAAUACGAUUGCUUGAGAGCGAACAAGUCGACAUCCGCCUGGGGUUUGGAAACCCGAGUCCCGUUUUUGGAUAAAGAAUUCAUCAACGUGGCGAUGAGCAUCGACCCUGAAGCUAAAAUGAUCAAUAUGGAACAAAAACGGAUCGAAAAAUGGAUUCUUAGACGGGCCUUCGAAGAUGAAGAACAUCCGUAUUUGCCAAAGCAUAUUUUGUAUCGUCAAAAAGAACAGUUCAGUGAUGGAGUCGGGUAUAGCUGGAUCGAUGGACUCAAAGCUCAUGCCAAAUUACAUGUUACCGACAAGAUGAUGCUUAACGCAGAGCAUAUCUUCCCUCACAAUACUCCGGUCACAAAGGAAGCCUACUACUAUCGAAUGAUAUUUGAGCGGUUUUUCCCUCAGAAUCCGGCGAAAUUAACCGUCCCAGGUGGAGCGAGCAUCGCUUGCAGUACCGAGAAAGCAAUCGAGUGGGACGCGUCAUGGUCGAAGAAUCUUGACCCUUCAGGAAGGGCUGCACUCGGGGUUCAUAAUGAUGCAUACAAGCAGAAUGCAGUUCCUGUUGCUAGUGCAAACAUCAUGGAUAAGAUGCCGAGGAUGAUGGAUAUUGCGACUCCCGGGGUGGUGAUUCAGAGCUAGCAGCGUUGAAUAAGUAGCAUAUUUUUACUAGACGAGUGGGUAACGUGUGAUAGCUCGUCGUGUGGUUUUAAGCUGUGUGAAUAACUCAAAUGUAUCGAUGUUCAUAGACUGGUAGCAUUUGAUGUAUGUAAUGUAAUGUUUAUUGUAAAGCUGGAUGCGUUUUCUACUUCACUUGAGUUUGUUUUGC
This is a messenger RNA of Cynara cardunculus var. scolymus (artichoke), 2061 nucleotides long. RefSeq names its product asparagine synthetase [glutamine-hydrolyzing]. Bases 117 to 1874 code for a protein of 585 amino acids. Gene Ontology annotation, molecular function: asparagine synthase (glutamine-hydrolyzing) activity. The transcript is spliced from 13 exons. Gene Ontology annotation, cellular component: cytosol. NCBI's taxonomy places the organism in Eukaryota, Viridiplantae, Streptophyta, Magnoliopsida, Asterales, Asteraceae. The record is from RefSeq and is a predicted model, not a curated record.